GCGUCUUCUUUUGGUAUGUUGUAAUUCUUUGUAAUUUUACACUGUACAGAUUUGUAGCAUGUUUAGUAUUACAAAGUAUAUUACAACUGUACACAUGUAUAUUACAUCAUGUUUUUGUCUACUAUAGAGCUGGUUUAAGAAUUUUUAACAAAUUUAUUAAAGAUUUAACUUAGACAUUUUACGCCUGAGUGUUGUUGAGGCCGAAGUCAGCUCCUUGAUGUGAUAAAUAUAUUUGAUUUAAAUAUUUUUGCAUAAUAAGUUCUAAUCCUAAUUCAAGACUUCCUCAUAGAAUAUUUUUUGUAUGAUGAAAUGUAAUCAAGUUUAUAAGUGCUAUUUAAAACUAAAUUUUAGAAUUUAUUUAAUCUGAUAUAAUUAAUUAUUUUCCACUUCUUUUCAUAUUUAGAUCCUCGGAUCAAAAUAUACCCAGCUUAUUCAUUGUGAUUUUAUUUUGUCGAAAACUAUAAAUCAAGUAACUCCGUAUUUUAGUAUUUUAUCCAAUAUUUAGAAUAGAAUUAUUUAAUAUUUUCAUUUAAUGAGUGUUAUUGAAGGCAGUUUAUAAUAAUAAUACAAAAGUCCGAACAACAAUUAUGACAUCUGCCCGAAUCUAAUGUAAUUAGGGCAAAUGUACGAAAUGUACCUUCGGCAUUUUGUCGAUUGAUUGUUUGUAAUUUUGUCCUUGUAUCCACGCCCCCCCCCCCUGCCUAACGUAUAAGAAACAUCUGUAUUAAAACUGAUAUUUCUGAGUUGUGUUUAUCUUUAUAACUCGACAAUCUGAUGGGAAUAUAUUCCUCAUUCUCCUGCAGGGUUGUAUCUAUCUAUCUAUUCAAUAUUCAUGCUUAAACUUAAUCUUUUCAGAUAAAUUCAUAAAUAUGCAGGAUCUGACAUUUAUAAUGCAUUGAGGUAAACUGUGAUCAAUAUUUUGCUUCUGGUUCUGGUUCCUAGUUCAAUAUGUCUCAACCUUUACUUACCGAGGUUCCUAGCAGUCUCAAGCAGCUUUCCAGAUUGGUUGUGCGCGGGUUCUAUGAGAUGGAGUUCUGUUUAAUCAUAGAUAUGUUGGUUCGGUAUCCUUGUCUCCGGGAGGAUGAUUUAUGUGAUCUGCUCAAGUUUGAUAAGAAGGUUCUCAGAGCUAAACUACAAACUCUUAAAACAGAUAGAUUUGUUCAAGUCAAGUUAAAAAUCGAAACAGGGGAAGACGGGAAGGCCGUAAAAGUAAACUGCUACUUCAUCAACUAUAAGAUAUUCGUCAACAUCGUAAAAUACAAGCUGGACAUGAUGAGGAAAAAGAUGGAGGUAGAGGAGAGGGAUGCAACAAGCAGGUCGAGUUUUAAAUGUGGGAAUUGUGAUAAACAGUUUACUGAUCUCGAGGCUGAUCAGCUGUUUGACCCUAUGAGUGGUGAGUUUAAGUGCACCUUCUGCAGUUGUACUGUGGAUGAGGAUGAGACUGCUAUGCCUAAGAAGGAAAGCAGGAAGCUUCUCGCCACCUUUAAUGAGCAGAUGGAGAAACUGUUUGAUCUCCUUCGCGUUGUUGAAGAUAUAAAACUAUCUCCUGAGGUGUUGGAACCUGAUCCUGUUGACAUUGCAGGAUCAGCUAGCCUUCAGCGACGAACUGCUGCUGGUCCAGCUAGUGGAGAUAUGAACGAUGGUAAAUGGUCUGGAGAAUCCUCAAGGAAAGGAGGGUUUAGGAUGGAUGACCAACAGGUUAACAUCACAUUUGGAGAAGAGAACACGAAACAGGAUAAAAGGAAGGAGGUUCCUCUUUGGAUAUCAGAGAGCACUGUCGAAACAAAAGAGGAAGAGCCCGUUGCUAUGGGUCCUAGUAUGGGAAUGGUGGUUGAGGAGGAGAGUAUGGAGACUAAUGAACUAGAUGACGAGAUAAAUAAUCUUCUUCUUAAGCACGAGAGAAGCAAUAAACAGCAGACUGCUCUUAUACCAGGACAGGAGGACAGUGAUAGUGAUAACAGGAGUGAUGAAAGUGAACCUGAGGAUCAAGAUACUGUUGAGAGGGAGGCCAUUCUUUUAGCACAAACCUUUGCUAAUCAGGAGAACAAGGACGACAUUGUUGACGUUAUGGACAGUGAUGAUGAUGAUGAUGAUAUGCCGACUGUAUUGGUGGGAGGAGAGGAGAUUGUCAUCACUGAUAUUACACCGGAUAUUAUCGCCAAGAUGACGACGGAGGAGAUGGAACGGUACAAUCAGGUGUACCAGGAGUUCUACAAGGAUAUGUACGACUAGUCCAUCACAUCCUGUACACCGCUGUACCGUUGUACCAUUGUACCUGGCCAUCUUAUAUUCACACUGAAGAAAUAUCGUACUUUUUUGUUAAUUAAUUUCAAUAAUAAUGAAUUCAAACUUUUG
Eurytemora carolleeae is the source of this 2355-nucleotide messenger RNA. RefSeq names its product general transcription factor IIE subunit 1 (gene TfIIEalpha). Gene Ontology annotation, cellular component: transcription factor TFIIE complex. Gene Ontology annotation, biological process: transcription open complex formation at RNA polymerase II promoter; transcription initiation at RNA polymerase II promoter. The coding region runs from base 949 to 2232 and encodes 427 amino acids. Lineage: Eukaryota; Metazoa; Arthropoda; Copepoda; Calanoida; Temoridae. The transcript is spliced from 12 exons. The record is from RefSeq and is a predicted model, not a curated record.